Messenger RNA from Anisakis simplex (herring worm), 465 nucleotides. Lineage: Eukaryota; Metazoa; Nematoda; Chromadorea; Rhabditida; Anisakidae. The record is from the annotation of a GenBank genome assembly.
UUUUUGUUGGUGUCAUCAGUGUUCACAUAUCAACGAGUGACAUUCGAAGGCAAAAUAUUGCCCAUAUAUUAUGAAUUAGUGGCAUGGAUCACGAUGACGGGACCUUUAUUUGUGGUACCGCUGACUGCAUUAUAUGUUUUAUUUGAUGCGUAUAGAAAUGGCAAGUCAAUCGUCGAUCCGGUUUCGAGAGUGGCAUCGGCACGUAGACCGAACGCAACGAUGGCUGAUGAUGUAGGGUAUAAUACGAUGGUCGAAAUCAUCAAUGAAUGGGCAAAGAAGAAUAAUUUCACGAGCGGUAGCGACGAUGAUGCUGAAAAUCAGUUUCAGUUAUCGAGCAAUGAUAAUGAUGAUUCCGUAUCGAAGCAAACACGUCUCAAAAAUAAGCACGCGUACGUUUUAAAGAUAAUUAUAGACUACGAGACUUCACGUAACAUUCAAAAUAUUCUACUGCAAGUACAACCUUAA